AUGCUGAAAUUGGGUGAAUUCCAUCAAGCUGAAGAUAUCUUUGGUACACAACUCAAUUUCGAAAAUGAAAAAACUUGGUGCAGUCAAGCUCAUCUCAAUCAUCAACUUGGAUAUGUGUAUAGUCAUAAGGGUGACUAUACGACUGCUUUAUCACAUUACAAAAAAGCACUUGAAAUGGAACAGAACUAUGUUGCCGAAGAUGAUUCGUCAUUGGCUACUACCUACAAAAAUAUUGCUGGGGUGCAUCAUUCAAUGGGUAAAUAUUCAUCAGCUCUAUCUUUUUAUAGAAAAGCUCUUCAUGCCGAUCAUCCUUUGUUAGAUACUACAUACAAUAACCUUGGAUCAGUUCAUAGUUCAAUGGGUGAUUAUGUGGCUGCACUUGACUUCUACAAAACAACAUUUACAAUGCGAGAAAAGUCUCUCCUUCCCAAUCAUCCAGAUUUUGGUACAAUUAAUAAUAAUAUCGGAACAGCCUAUAGUUCAUUGGGCGACGAUCGAACUGCACUUUCAUAUUAUUAA
This is a messenger RNA of Rotaria sp. Silwood1, 519 nucleotides long. Lineage: Eukaryota; Metazoa; Rotifera; Eurotatoria; Philodinida; Philodinidae. The record is from the annotation of a GenBank genome assembly.